Molecule: messenger RNA, 1066 nt
Organism: Cryptococcus amylolentus CBS 6039
Lineage: Eukaryota; Fungi; Basidiomycota; Tremellomycetes; Tremellales; Cryptococcaceae
Exons: 4
Coding region: 19-759 (246 amino acids)
Biological process (GO): nucleolar large rRNA transcription by RNA polymerase I; transcription initiation at RNA polymerase I promoter
Cellular component (GO): RNA polymerase I core factor complex
Molecular function (GO): RNA polymerase I general transcription initiation factor activity; RNA polymerase I core promoter sequence-specific DNA binding; TBP-class protein binding
Source: RefSeq, a predicted model, not a curated record
ACUCACCAUCAGCAGCAUAUGCCCACCAAUGCCCUCCCCGUAGACGACGCUGGAUCACUACGCCAUGCAUACAUCCAGUCCCUUGCUUACUGCUUACAAGCAUGCCUCCUUCGCGGGGACCGGGAGAGGGCGAGAAGGGCUUGGGCAAUCCUGAUCAGAUGCAGGGAAGUCAACUGGCGGACGAAAUGGGAAUGGGGUCUGCUGUUUCUGUCGAGCCAGGAUACCGACGCGCCGGGUCUCGCGUCCCAGGCAGAUCAAGUGAGGCAUGUGGAGAGGUGGAUCAACACUUUGAGAGUCACUGUCCGGAACGAAGAGAAACCGUCACUGCUGCACGCCCUCAUCAUCUAUUAUAUAAAAGAAGGCCGGUAUCGUCAAGCUUUGGAGGAGCUCGAGACAUAUUUGCCCUCUUACCCCUAUCUUCUCUCUGCAUCUCUGCACACUUAUGCUGGGUUGCUCGCCUUCUACCUUGCCCAGCCGGCCUCGCACGUCCGACAACGUUCCCCGAGUCGAUCACAGCAACACUUGAUCGUACCCGGAGGAGAUGGGUCGCCCUCGCCUUCUUCUUCUCCAAGAUCUUCUCGGUCACCUUCGCCUCCACAUGCCCCCCUCGGAUGGGAUCAUGCAGACUUCUCACUCAUGGGCCGAGCGAAAGGUUGGUUCGCCAAGUCUCUAGAGAUUGAUGAGAAGGAGGAAGUUGCCAAAGAGUUUCUCAGAAUGGUAAGCGCAGUGGUCAUGCUACAGGAAUGUCAACUCAUGUGACCAGAUCGACCACCCUGCGGCGAAUGAUGGCCCGCAGUCAGACAGUGGCGAUGACAUGGGCUCUGAGCGAGACGAGAGCGAGGCAAGUGACGGGUCUCAGCGAUACGACUUGAACGAUGAGUAUGAAUUUUCAUGAUCCCAUUUGGCUGACUACUUUCUAAUUCGAUACGCCCAUACGCCUAGUCAUUCAGUACAGUCUAAUGAUACAUCUAACUUAGAUCAUGUUACCGCCCUCUCUUUCUGGUCUCCUCCCUUUGCUCUGCGAAGCUGCAAAACUCGGCGCCUCUGCUCUCGGGGUCAGAUCCUC